AUGGAAGUAGAUGAGAUUAUACCAGUACCUGAUGAUCCCUACCCAGAACCUGAUGAUUGUAGAUUAUGGAUUGGUAAUAUAGAUCUGAAAAUAACAGAGUACACAAUAUUAAAAUUACUACAGAAAUAUGGUGGAUUAAAAAGAUUUGAUUUUAUUUACCACAAAUCAGGACCAGAUAAAGGCAAAUCAAGAGGCUACUGUUUCUGUAGUUAUAGUAAUAAAGAGGAAGCGGCAAUGGCUAUGAAGAAGAUCCAUGGUAAAUUUGCUAUGUCCAAAAAACUGAUUGUUAAAUGGGCACAUGCUGAUCCUGUGAAUGAAGUAAGGAAAUCUCAGAAUAGUAAAUCAAAAGAUGUUGUUGAAACAUCAGAUACAAGUAUUAAUUCCAAGAUCAAAGAAAUAGAAGCCAAGCUGCUUGUAAUGGAGAAAACCAAAAAAGACUUUUCUACCUCGCCUAAUCUAGAGGCUAUACCUGGAUCUAGUCCACUUAGUGCAAUAAAUAUGACAAAAAGUAAAACAUCUCAAAACUCUCAACCUUACACCAAAUCUCACAAAUAUUCCUCAUCUAAAAGUUGA
Lottia gigantea (owl limpet) is the source of this 573-nucleotide messenger RNA. RefSeq lists its product as hypothetical. The coding region runs from base 1 to 573 and encodes 190 amino acids. Lineage: Eukaryota; Metazoa; Mollusca; Gastropoda; Lottiidae. The transcript is spliced from 5 exons. Gene Ontology annotation, molecular function: RNA binding. The record is from RefSeq and is a predicted model, not a curated record.